This is a messenger RNA of Durusdinium trenchii, 4875 nucleotides long. Lineage: Eukaryota; Dinophyceae; Suessiales; Symbiodiniaceae. The record is from the annotation of a GenBank genome assembly.
AUGGAUCAGACAGACACGACAGAUCUCCAAGAUGUCCUGGAGUUCGGGGAUCUCGAAGAUGUCCUGGAGUUCGGGGAUGUCACAGAUCUUCAAGAUGUCCUUGAGUCCAGGGAUGUGACAGAUCUCACAGUGACGGAUUUGGCCGAAGGGCAUACCUCCAGAGAAGCUGGUGUCUCAUGGUCAUCCGAAACCGAUAGCUGUGAUAGCGAGGUGGACAGGACCCUCAGCAUGACAGCGACAGUGAGCCUGAGCUUGAUCUUGAAGCCCGAACUCUUGCGUGGGACGCCUCUUUCUGUGGCUCUGAGUGGCUUUUGCAAAUAUUGGGCCGGAUUGAGCUCCGGACCAGGCAGAGCUGCCUUGUUCAACUUGAGUCGAGCUGUUCUGUCUAUUGACGUCUUCCUGAGCCAUGAUUGGGAGACGUCACGCUGGAUGAAGCUAUUAACUCUCGUGCUCUACUUCAACUCCCACGCUGCAGCCAUAGCAUCCUUGCUCUCAAGCCUUGUGAUCGGUGUCGCCAAGACACAACUGGGGAGCAGCAUUUGGCAACACGAUCUCUGGACCUUCUCCUGCUACCCUGUGUUUCUGGUCUUUCUUUUCUUCUGGCAGAGGAUCCGGAGCUGCUUUGCAUCACCUUGGAUGGUUUUCCUGGACAAACUCUGCAUCCAUCAAGAGAACGAUGAGCUGAAACUGCUGGGUAUCCUCGGUCUUGGAGCCUUUGUCCGCCGAUCCAACAAGCUUCUGGUUUUGUGGUCCAAAAGAACCUUCGGUCGCUUGUGGUGUGCCUAUGAGAUCGGAUGCUUUCUGAGCGGUCGGCCCCUGGAGCAGGAGCAGAUUGAAAUUCUUCCAGUCACGGUCGCUGCCAUCCUAUUUUUGAUUUCGGGUCUGUGGCAUGUGGUGAUUUUCAGCUUUAUCUGGUCGCUCUCCGCUUUUGAUGGAAACUCCAUGUCAAAUCUCGUCUUCUUGUGCGGCAUCUUCCUUCCGUGCGUCUGCCUUAUACUACCUCCUGUGAACUACUUGGGUCUAGGUCUGAUAGAUGAUUUGGACCAGCUACCCCAGCAAUUGAAGAGCUUUCAAAUACAAGCCUGUCAAUGUUUCUGUUGUAACAACAGUCACAAACAUCCAGAAACUGGUGCUGAGAUGAUCUGUGACCGUCAGCUGGUCUACGAGUCGCUGGCCUCCCUCUACACCAGGCAAAGUGAACAUGGAUCAGACCCAUUGGACUGUUUCAACAGGCGUGUCCGGGAGAAGUUGAGGCCUCGGAUUCUCCGCAAGCUGCGUCUCAACUUUGGCCUCAGAUACAUGGCGAGCUUAGUGUGGGUCAGCAACUUGCCCGAACUGUCCCUGAUCAUUUGGGACAUCAGCCGGGGCCCUGAGGUGCCAAUGUCCGGCUUGGACUAUGCCGCAUGGUGUGCACGGCUCCUCUUACACUGGGCGCACUUAUUCGUUCUGAUGGCUCUUUCCUUGACGUUCUCAAGGCAUUUGUGGAAGUUGCGGAAGCUCCCCUUCUUCCGAGCUCGCCGACUCCUGUGCUCGAUAUGUUUGGCCCCAAUCCAGGUCAUCCUGAUUGGAGCAUUGGAGGCGAGUAUGGAGCUGACAUUGGCGAUGACUGGGGAGAACAGUUUCCUGCUCUGGGUGCCCCUACACACCUUGUGGCCACGGGUGUUUCGUGCAGCUUGGAUUUUCUUUCAUCGCUUCAGCACUGAGGAGUGUGUCGUGCAGAAAGAUGGCCGGCAUCGUGAUCACGAGGUGAUGCGCGUGGCCCGAGCACAUGAGGUCCUGAAAUCCCGUGCUGGCGCCUUGCUGGACGAAGCGGUGGCACUGGAGGUGCGCGCGCAACUCAAUGAACGUGAAGCGGAGCUGUUGGAGUUUGGGUGGUCCUUGGACGCCUACGAGACGGGCUCCUUGUCAAGCCUUGACACUGGAGCGGGUCACCGUGGAUUCCACAAGCGACUGGGGCCGUUUGGUCUGGACCUAGCAAGCCUCUUGCUUUUCACCGGGUGGAAUGAGCAGUCAGCUGAGCGAAAGGAUUUGCUUUCCGAGCAGGAGAACCUCCGUGCUCGUUGCCGGAACGACGGCGAUGCGGUGGAGGCAUUGAACACCUACUCCGCAGCCAAGGCGGCGAUCGCCAGCUGGCGCGAGGCCUUCCGCCAGGAGGAGUUCAAUGCCGCACCUCCCGAUGAGUUUGUUGGCCUGGCCGGCAGUGCACGAGCGGAGCUGGACGUGCAUGCCGAGGGCUUGGCGAGCCUGGAGGAGGCCGUCGCCAGUUUGUGCGAGCGUGGCGUGGAAGAUCGGGCCAAGGUGGGGCGCAAGUUUCGCGCGAAGACGCCUCGACGGCUUCCAGUGCCUAUGGGAGGCGGAAUGGCGGGCAUUUUCCUGAGCGCAGAUAGAGCGGCGGCCGAACGGCUUCGGGCCAAACAUGCUCUGGAUGUGCGGCGAGGUCUAAGCAGGACGUACACAGUGGAGACGAUUUUACAAAUCCUGGAUUCAGCGACGGCAUUCCGGAAGACCUUUGACUUCCUUUACUUGCCGAAGCGAGGAGACCAGAGAGAACAAGCGAGGUUUCUCGCGGACGCUUUGGCACUGGGCGCCGUCGACCAGCGGAGUGCGACGCGGUCGACCCGGAAGCGAGAGCGCGGCGAAUUGGUCGCAGAUCUCUUGCCAGUGAUGCAGCGAUGUGUGACUCCCCAAUUGCUGCAGUGGGCGAGACAGGCGGAUGGAGUUUGGGACAUUGCGCGUUUUCGGAGAAAGAUGGAGCUCUACAUCGGCGCCAGCGGUGAUACCCGGCUCCCACCUGCUGGGGUGGUGGCAGUAGGUGAAGCGAUGCCGACUCUGGGCUGGGACAUGCAGGGGCUGAGACGUGACGCAGCGGAUGCACUCUAUGACACAAAGGCAGAUGGAGAUCUCCUACAGCUAAUGCAGCUGGGAGGUCGUGCGUGCAGCCCACAUGAGCUGGCGGGAGGGACUCGGACGCCGGACGCCGCUGUGCCGGCCCGGCGCGAGCGCCCGGCGCGAGCGGUCCCAAUCCCCCAACCGGACGGCCAACGGCUGGGCCCCAGAGGGCAGAGGACCGAGGUGCCACGCUCCCGGACGACGAAGCUCGAGGAGCUCGAGGAGCGAGGAAAGGCCUCGGUGGGGAGGCGCAAGCCUCGCACCAGUGCGUGCGAGCGGAGACGGCACGGCGCCGCUGGGGCGCGGCCCUCGGUCGAGCAGAACCCGCACUACGUGGCGCCCAACGAGUCCGCGCGCGCAGAGCGCGACGCCGAAGGUAAUGUGACACUGUAUGCCUGGGCGAGGAUGUUGCCCACGCCUCUCACCUGUGAAGGUGAGUCGUGCGUCUUGCAAAGGUCGCAUCGGGAGGCGCCGCCCUCGCUCUGGCCGACCGAAGUGGUUUUGCCCUUGCGGAGCCAGAUGCAGGUGCUCUCGGCCUGGUACGGCCACCCGUCGGACCCCGGGCGAAGGCUGGACGUCUCGGAGCGCGUCAAGGCGUUGCUGGAGGGGCACGAGCACCUGGGCUCCGGGCUGGGCAACCUGCUGCGGGAGUCUCUGCAUCGCCCCUUGGGCCUGAACGACGCGACGUCCGGUGGACCGGACGCGCAGCGGCGCGCAGCAAACGCGAAGCGAGAGCGACCUGAAGCACCAUGGACCGGGCAACGAGAGGACCGUCCGGCACUCAACUUGAUGGAUAUCAACGUCUACCAUGACCCCGCCGUGAGGCUGUACAAGGUCCUCCAGGUGUUGCUCACGUUGAGGCGAUGGAAAACUUUGCCUUCCUGCGAGCACUCAGUUCUGGGGGCAGGACCAACUGGUGCGGGGAGGGCUGCCACGGAACGGGAGGGGAGUUGUUGGAGCUUGGCAGAACAGCUGAAAUCCAACGACGCUGACCUGCUGGGCGUCAUCGAUUGGAGUCUCCUUACGCGAGAAGCUCAGGGGGUGCCCCCGCCACGCUACGAGGGCCGCUUCUCCGCUUUGCGGCCUGGCGGUGCUCAGGCAGAGCAGUUGGCCUGGGCAGUGAAGCACUUCGAGGUCGAUGAGGUCCGCCGGCUGUUGCGACGCUGGCCAGCGGGUGCUGUGGCCGGGCUGCAUGCGGGCUACGAACAAGCCGGCCGAAACGGGUUCGUUGUGGGUCUCCCUCCAUUCUUGGUCCUUGUGGGGCUGUCCACAGAAGACAACACGCUCUUCCACCUGGCGGCGGGCGAGACCGCCCGCGCGGCGGCACGGCGUGAGCAGGCGGAGGAGGCCGCCGGGGAGGUCGAAGGACCGUGGCCGGACGAUGCGGCCGUGUUGGCGGAGACAGCCUCGCCGAAGACGAGCUUCCUCGGUCUGCGGGCGGCUGAGGGCGUUUGUGGGACCAGCCGUCGGCUCCGACGAGGAGGCCGUCCAGAUUGGACGAUGCCCGUGAUCAGCUGGAUGUCGCUGGUGGCUUUGCGCCGAGGUUCCACCCGACCUCGAGUCGUGUGCGGCUGCGUGCCGAAGAACCUGGUGGAGGGCUGGGUGGUGAAGUACCAGCGUGAUGGUCCAGAAUCGACCUCUCUGGGCUUGGCCGUCGUGGACGAGAAAGGGCGGCUGCAGCCCUUGUGUACUUGGGAGGAGCACAUGGAAGAUGCAGACGCCAUCGAUGCAGAGGAUCGAGUCGUGCCACUGGACCCAGAUUCGAUCGACGCGUCUCGACGCGUUCUGCGACCGAUGCCGUUCACGCCCUGCGCGUCCGUCUCCGUGAACGACAGGCAAUUGCUGGACGUGAUGGUGAGCCAUCGGCAGAUGCCGCGCCCGGUGAACCCGCACGGAGAGGAGGACACCUACCUGGUGGAUGAAGAGGAGGACCUUUCUGAUGUGGAGAUUGUGGUGCGGCCAGAGUGCGAACCUUCCAUGGUUUGA